AUGUCUGCUGUUCGAAUUCCCGUUAUUGGUCGCGUCUACAGGGUGCUGUGCCCUGUAUGCAGUAACGAGGUCUUCUUUGAUUGUCGCAGCACGGCGGUGUAUGGUAUUCAAUGUCAUGUUUGUCAAACCCUUAUUGAUUUGCGAGAUCCAUCAGCACCGCUGUUGCCUAAUGAUCCCGGUGUACUCACAGAUCCUAGAAACGGUGAAAACACUGUAUGUUAUUCCCCAGAAGUAUUGGAAUCUGGUGUUGGUAGUAAUAGUAAUGGUCAUAGUAGUAAUAGUAAUAAUAAUUAUAAUGGUAGUAGUAACACUGUUGCUGUUCCUGUUGGGGGCUCCGCGAAGGCACAACUCUCGGCGGUGAUUGCGAGUGCGGUGGAAGAGCAGAAGAAGGAGAUGCCAACGACGAUGACAGGUGAAACCACUCAGGCCUUUUCAGCACGUCGAAUGCAACUCUUCUCGGAACGAAUGUCUUUUCUCUACCCAAUUGUUCACGUCAUUGAGUACAUUGUGUUUGGCACUAAACCUACUGCAACUAUUGGUUGUGUACGAAUAUUUCGUAAAUAUAUACCGUGUGUGGGAAAUGUUAAUAUACCUGUACCAAAAACAUCUGUAUCGUAUUCAUUCCCACUUUUUGCUGCUCUUGUACUCUAUGUGGUCUUCACAUAUGAUACGUACACUCUCGAUAACGCAUGGUUAUGGCAUAUGCAUAUUUAUGUUACUCUUUUACUUAUUUUCUUUGUGGUCGUUAUGGUAAAUACCGUAUACACAGAUCCCGGUUUUAUUCGUCCUGCUUACCUAGAUGAUCAAAAUGAUUAUCAUAUAGGUAAUAAUAAGAACGAUUACCACCGAAAUGCUGGAAAACAACUCACAUUAAAAGAUAUUGAGUUAAGACAGCGUGAGAGUAAGUGGGAAACUGUAAAUGGAGAACAGGUAGAACGUAAGUGGUGUUCAACGUGUGAGUUGUAUCGUCCUCCACGGGCAGCUCACUGUUAUCUCUGUGGUUUGUGUGUAAGUGAGCAUGAUCAUCAUUGUUCUGUUAUUGGUGUAUGUGUAGGCAUGCGUAAUUUACGAAAGUUUAUGUUGUUUGUCCUUUCCACUGUUGCACUGCCCUUUUUUCCCGCGGUGGUUCUCUCUACAGCCAUGUAUAGUAACAGUGAGAUAUUCAGUACGAAACAAUAUGUUUUUUCUAUGAUUCUCGUUAUUGUGAUGUUUGCGAUAUCAUGUUCCACAUUCUUUCUCUGUCUAUCGCUGAUAACAGGCAUUAUGGGCGGUGCCACCACACGAGAACGACUUCAAGGCGUUUAUGAUAACAGACGUAAUCCUUAUGAUUAUGGAUUAUGCCGCAAUUUAUUUGAAAUGUUACUACGGCGAAAUAAUCCUACCUUGUUUGAUGAUGACUUUGUGCGUCUCUGUGCAGUGGAGGUUGAUAAGAAAGAUUUACACGAUUUGAAAAAUAAAGGCCCACAUCCAAAGAGUGAGGAUACAGUGACGUGCGUCUGA
This is a messenger RNA of Trypanosoma theileri, 1500 nucleotides long. Its product is annotated as S-acyltransferase. The coding region runs from base 1 to 1500 and encodes 499 amino acids. Gene Ontology annotation, molecular function: protein-cysteine S-palmitoyltransferase activity. The record is from RefSeq and is a predicted model, not a curated record. Gene Ontology annotation, biological process: peptidyl-L-cysteine S-palmitoylation; protein targeting to membrane. Gene Ontology annotation, cellular component: endoplasmic reticulum; Golgi apparatus. The transcript has a single exon. NCBI's taxonomy places the organism in Eukaryota, Euglenozoa, Kinetoplastea, Trypanosomatida, Trypanosomatidae.